AUGUUGGAAUUCGGUUCGUUAAGCCGCUAUUUCCCUUGGUCGACGUGGGAUCUUACGCCAGCACUUGCCACUUUACUUCUCAGUAUGACUGCGUCGCGGUGGCUAUGGAGGAAAGAGCGUUGUAAAAUGUGCUUUGCGGUGUACCUUGGCCUUUCCGAUGCUCAAGACAAGCGAAUGAAGGGUUUUACGAAGCUGAACAGAAAGGUGCCCGCAGCAACCAAACGCGUUCUGAGCAUUCAGCAACGCCUACGGAUACUGUACAAGCUUCGCGCUCGCAGCGACAGUUUCUGUAUUGCACUGGCAGCGCUUUCAGUGCUCACGGUGUGGCUGCAGUUUCGAGCGAUAUGGCGUUCGUCCGCGAAAUUCCAUCGUGACCUCCCAUUGCAGUCGCCAGGGGAGACGUACGCGGCUCUGCUGUUCCUGAUCACAGUUCUCUUGCUGUACCAAGUGUACUACCGGUACUCCGUGAAAAUGGAAAUUAUGGUGUUGCGGAAUCAAAUUCCUCAAGAAUGUGGUGGCUCUAUCUGGCGGUCGCCUCGGCUGCUUCUCUUGCCACUUCUCGCUGAGAUGAUUCUUUGUGGGGUCUUCCUGCCGCCGUUGAUUCACGGGCGCGUAUAUCUGGAGGAAGAGCGUUUCGCAUUACCUCGGGCUACGCUGGAAGUUGUUCCAGCAUGUCCAAACCCUCUGACGAUGAAGUCUAGCCACCAAGGUUGCGAACUCGAGUACUCGUACCCUCUAGAGAUCGUGAACAUGUUCGUGCUGGUGCGACUCUAUUGGCUUGCGCGUGUAAUUCGCAACCAACUCUUGAAGCGAGUGGUGGCAAUGACAAUGAGUUCUCGAAUGCUCGCCGGGAAAGAUGUUCCUGUGGAUUCAUUGUGGUGGAGUUUUCGAGUAUCCUUCGCGUUGCGGCCAUCUAAAGUUCUUCUCACCCUCUUCGUGGUGCUGUGGGUGAGCACAGCCGCUGCAGUCUCAAUAUUUGAGAGGCCAUUUCCGUCCAAGCUCGAUGGUGAGGACCAUGCGCUUUGGCUUACCUUGGUCACCAUGACGGGGGUGGGGUACGGUGAUGCCUACCCGAUAACGGCAGGUGGUCGCGUUGCCAUUGUGUUGGGCGCAGUUUUCGGCGGCUUGGCGUUCAUAUCGCUGAUGACAUCCGAGUUUCUGGACUCGCUGAAAGGUACCAAGCGAGAGGAUGCAGUGUUAUCUGCCAUGGAUAGUCUGAAGUGGGAGCGUGAUGUGCGCGCUUUCGCGGCACAGCUUAUUCAGGCAGCGUGGGGUCAACACCGUCUACGCAACGGGGAGCCCAAGCAACGGGGCAAACUGAGUCGUCGAGUGAACAAGGCAGCGCACCAGUUCAAGCGGUGCCGCAAGCGAAAACCUAUGCACACUGGUGAUGCUUCCCACGCUCUUCAGACCGGCGGGUUGUCGGCUUUAGUUUUGAACCAAGUUGAGAGCUGGCUCGUAGCGACGCAAGUUGAAAGCGACACACUCCUUGACUCGUUGGAGCAGCAAGUGGCAAGGAUGGAAAACUCUCUGCAGACAUUGCUGUAG
This is a messenger RNA of Phytophthora sojae, 1548 nucleotides long. RefSeq lists its product as hypothetical. Bases 1 to 1548 code for a protein of 515 amino acids. The record is from RefSeq and is a predicted model, not a curated record. Gene Ontology annotation, biological process: potassium ion transport. Lineage: Eukaryota; Oomycota; Peronosporomycetes; Peronosporales; Peronosporaceae. Gene Ontology annotation, cellular component: plasma membrane. Gene Ontology annotation, molecular function: small conductance calcium-activated potassium channel activity; calmodulin binding. The transcript has a single exon.